AUCAUUUGACGUCUGCUUGUUGUCCAGACACCCACCUGCGGUGCUGUGAUUUUAUGGAUUAGUCGUUAACUCUAACUCGUUUGAUUAAUCGUUAAGUUGAGUGAUCGUUAACUUUAACUCGGAUAUUUUCUAAACAACUGAAACUAGAUUUUUACAUUUUAUACCGAUUUUUUUAAUUUUUAAAAAUAUAUUUUUAAUUUUGAAUAAGCUUUAUUUUUGUGUGAAGUGAUCAUGGGGGCCCCGGCAAAAAAAGACAGCUGUUGUAAAAUGGUGAUGAAGUUUCUCUUCUCCCACAUCGGCCUGUGCUCCAUGGUCGUGCUGUACAGUGUGGCCGGGGGGUUCAUCUUUGAGCACCUGGAGAAGAACAACGAGCAGCAGAUCUGCUACGACGCCAGGGCGGAGUACGAGCCCAUGGAGAGCAAGACCAUCAGCUCCACCAUGAAGAUCUUCUAUGAUUACGGAGGGGCGAUAACCACCAACGCUAGCAGAGAGCUGAUGAUCAUCCAGAUCCAGAGCGUUCUACAGACCUUCAGGAACAACACCUUGGCCAUCGCCUACGACGGCAGCUGGUGUGGUCUGUACGGUAAAGACAACGGUCCCAACUACAAGUGGUCAUGGGCUGGUGCCGUGCUGUUCUCUGUGACGGUCAUAACUACCAUCGGCUAUGGUCACAUAGCACCCAAGACAGUCUGGGGCCGGCUGGUCUGUAUCGCCUACGCCGUGCUAGGGAUCCCAUUGAUGCUGCUUUGUUUGGCCAACUUGGGAGACGCCCUGGCUGACAUCUUUCGCUUCAUCUACGCCAAGAUUUGCUGCUGUGGGUGCUUCAAGGGGAAGAAGAAAAGUAAGGAGAGCAACAACAAGGUGAUGUCGAUGAAGGACUCUGGAAGUAGCAACACUGGGCAAUGGGACUCCGACAAACAAGGUCUAACAGGCGCGACCAACGCAAGUCCAGCGUCGUCCACCGAGUUCACGCGAAUCUCCACCAGUUCACCAACAGACAGCAUGGACAUGAGCGACACCCGCAAGUUGAGACCCACCUCUAGCAACUCCAGUAGGGGCAAGGUGAAAAUCGUCCCCCUGGAUCUGAAGAAAAACGACCCUGUUAUCUUAGACGACGAUUCGGACAGCGACGACGACGACGACGACAUCGACGAGAAGAUCACCGUGCCCUUGACCAUCACCAUGAUCGUCAUCGGUGGCUACAUCUUCGGCGGCGCCGUCCUCUUCGGGCUGUGGGAGGGCUGGGACUGGCUCCAGUCGGCUUACUUCUGCUUCAUCACCUUGGCAACCAUCGGUUUCGGUGACGUAGUUCCGGGCACGGACUUUGAGAACCCCCAGGCGCAGGCGCAGUUGCUGCUGGGAAGUGUGUACGUGUUGUUCGGUAUGGCCAUCUUGUCCAUGUGUUUCUCGCUCAUGCAGGAGGAGAUCGUGGCAAAGGCUCGAUGGAUUGGGCAGAAGUUGGGGCUCGUAGACAAGGAAGCAGACGAUUGAUUGAGUCGAUGCAUCGCAUAAGAAAUCAAUCAAUAAUACAAGUAUUGUUGGUCCUUGUUCUGAUUGGUUGUCUAGUUACCCAAUCGCAAUCUGAUAUUUUAAA
Messenger RNA from Physella acuta, 1594 nucleotides. Its product is annotated as TWiK family of potassium channels protein 7-like. Gene Ontology annotation, biological process: stabilization of membrane potential; potassium ion transmembrane transport. Gene Ontology annotation, cellular component: plasma membrane. The record is from RefSeq and is a predicted model, not a curated record. Gene Ontology annotation, molecular function: outward rectifier potassium channel activity; potassium ion leak channel activity. Lineage: Eukaryota; Metazoa; Mollusca; Gastropoda; Physidae.